Pecten maximus is the source of this 2088-nucleotide messenger RNA. RefSeq names its product sacsin-like. Bases 1 to 2088 code for a protein of 695 amino acids. The transcript is spliced from 2 exons. Gene Ontology annotation, molecular function: Hsp70 protein binding. The record is from RefSeq and is a predicted model, not a curated record. NCBI's taxonomy places the organism in Eukaryota, Metazoa, Mollusca, Bivalvia, Pectinida, Pectinidae.
AUGGUGUUUGGUGGGAACUUUGAACUAUUUAAAAUGCUUGGCACGCAGGAAAGGUCGACAUGUGCAACUUAUGCAAGAGUGCUGGAACAAAUCACACAGGAUGUGAAGGACGAGGAACUUCAUCCAAAUGAACGAUUGUCUGUGAAAAACACUAUUAAAGGACUCUUUUUACAAUUGGAGGGAAUGGACAGUGAUUCUGAUGUAGACUUACAGGUGCCAAUCCUGUAUUUCCCAACCGAAGAUAACAAAAUGGUUGAUUCAACACAAAUGAUUUAUUCAAACAACAAGUCGUUUUAUGAUGCGAUAGGGAAGGAUGCAGGACUACCUUAUUUUAUUGGCUUCCGAUCUUUGGAGCUGAGUUAUGACUGCAGUGUUAUGAAUAAAUUACCAGUCAAGUACAGGCCGCGUAUAUUAUCUAAGAUGGUAGAGAGGAGGAUGGAUGUGACAAACCUGGAAGUUACACAGGGACAUUAUGGAAAACUGCUACAAGAGUUAAUUCAAAGUUGUGAAUUUGUUGAGGGACUCCUACGUAUUUCACGUCAUGACAGACAGAAUACAGUGACCCUAAGAUCUAAAGAAGAACAUGAAAGCGACGUGUUAUCUGGAAUUCAGAAAAUCAAAGUGCUGCAAGUAAAAGACUUGAAAGUUGCCUAUGUUUUCAACGGGAAAAUUGUAGGAUAUAGUAAAGAUUUAAGAUUUAUACACGAGAAGGAAAAUAACCAGCAGGGAUUCGAGUGGAUAUUCUAUGUGAAAGUUCUAGAAGGAAUAGAUUUUACCCAUUGGCUUUCAAAGAUUGAAAAAGAAUUUGUAAAUUUGAUUUACAAAUCCACGGACAUCGGUUGCUCUAAUCAUGGAUCGUUGAUGUUAAGAAUUCUCAUGACAUUGGAGCAUCCAGAAAUGAUUUCAUCAAUCUUGGAUGAAGAAGAUUUUGAAGAUUAUCAGAUGAAUGAGCAAGUUUUCCUCCCAGUGUGUGGCACUUAUGUUAACGAGAAAUGGCAUCACAUGUUGGACAACACGACAUUUACAUUCGACGAUGGGGAAUAUGUGGCACUACACUUACAUGAUGAGGUAUCAAUAGAUUCCGAAGAAAGCGACAUAUUUAUAUUUGCAAUGAUUAUGAAGGUGAUAGAUUGUGAUAUAGAGGGAGAGCUAACACAUGAACUGACCAAAUACGAAGUAAAUGUUGGGGAGGACAGAUUCCUUAUCAAAUAUGCCUGCGAAAUAUACAAAAUUCUUCGCGAAAAAACAAGCUCUAAAGAACUUGUCAAUGCAGUUGAAAUUGCCAGCGAUAAGCCAGCUAAGACAAUACCUCUUCAAGUGAUUUUCAAAGAAGUCAGAAGAAAGCUGUUGGCUAUAUGGGCCUUACCAGAGAUGGAAAGAAAGUUGAUCUUUAAGAGAUAUCUAAGGCAAUGGCACCCAGACAAGAACAUUGGUAAUGAAGAACAAGCUACAGAAACGUUCAAGUAUAUCAAGUUUGUUUGGGACAGACUCACUAAUGGUGAUCCUGUAAAGGUUGACGAUGACGUGGACCCCGCGAAUUAUUCUCACCCUGGACCAUCCGCAAACCAACAUUUCUAUGAUAACAUCUAUCGGCAAUGUUCUAGAGAAAGAGAAUGGUAUCAAGCAUCAUCGGGGCCGAGUGCAGGACAUCAUAGAUCCCACUAUCGUGACAAUGAUCCCGUGUCUAACCCAAUGCAACAAAGGAAGUGGUUCAAACAGGCAGAACUUGAUCUUUGUGCAGCAGAACAUUUCAUGGAGUCAGCAGAAGAGGUGCAAGGAUACAAUUGGAUAUGUUACAUGUGCCAUCAGGCAGUGGAGAAGUCGCUGAAGUCGAUGGUUUAUGGAAAAGACGCCAAUAAUGUCACCAGAGGUCACGACAUUUGUCAGAUAGCAUUAUCGUUAAAGGAUGCUUCACUUAUUCGUGCCGUAGGUGAAAUACAAGCCCUUCUUGGAUACCACACAUUCAUGCGAUAUCCGGAUGAACAUGCUGCUGGCAGGAUUCCCUCGACGUCCUUUACCAGACAGCAGGCAGAAUCAGCUCUCAGGAUAGCAAAGAGGAUCCUCGAGGAAGUGAACACGAAGAACUAA